This is a messenger RNA of Contarinia nasturtii (swede midge), 828 nucleotides long. RefSeq names its product gonadal protein gdl (gene gdl). NCBI's taxonomy places the organism in Eukaryota, Metazoa, Arthropoda, Insecta, Diptera, Cecidomyiidae. The coding region runs from base 116 to 751 and encodes 211 amino acids. The transcript is spliced from 4 exons. The record is from RefSeq and is a predicted model, not a curated record.
GUUUCGUCAAUAUAAAUUAAAACUUACAUACUCCUGUGUUUUAAAUAUUUUUUUUAGCUUUUCUUUGUCCAAUAUAUUUAAAGAUAUUUCAAAAAUCAGAAUCAAAAUUGUAUAUAUGCAUAAUAAUAUGGAAGACAGCGGUUUGAUUAAAACAAAUGAUCAAGAAAUUCACGAAAAAAAUAAUGUGUCAUCAACAGAAAAUAUAUCAUCUGAUAUCAAUAAUGAGCAUCAAAGUCCUCAAUAUUUACAACAAAAGCUCUAUUUUUUGCUGGAGCAUUUGAAAACAAUGCAUAGCGAACUUCCUGAGCGGUAUCAAAUGCGAAUGCCCUAUGAUUUGCUGACACAUUUGGCGAAUGCCUUGAUAAAUGAAACCAUAUUCGAAAUUGUGAAACGUUUGAUUGAGAUACAAAAUGUGACCGAAUCGCAUUUGUUUGAAUUGCGGAAGCAAGCCGAAUUGGAAAAUGAAAAAGAGGUGGAAGGUUGGAUGGUCAAAAUUACCGAUAAAGAAGAACUAGAGCAUAUUUUAGCUCUGAUGAAAAUUAAGCACAAGAAAAAAAUGAAAGAAACCGAUCAGAAGCUUAUUUUGCAUUUGGACGCCAAAGUUCUCGAUCAGCAAAAAACUCUUGAGGAGGCUGGAGUGCCUGGAUUCUAUGUAACCUCUAAUCCAAAGGAAAUCAAUAUUCAAAUGCAUCUAAUUGACUUUAUUCUUCGUCUAAGUAGAUUGAAAUUCGAUCCCAAUGCUCAAUAUUAAAUAAUGGAAAAUAGUCAGAAAAUGUUUGAAUUCAAAUCAUCGUCCUGGUUAAAAAAAACUGAUAUUGUAUAUAAUAG